Capronia epimyces CBS 606.96 is the source of this 807-nucleotide messenger RNA. RefSeq lists its product as uncharacterized. The record is from RefSeq and is a predicted model, not a curated record. Gene Ontology annotation, molecular function: oxidoreductase activity, acting on NAD(P)H, oxygen as acceptor. The transcript has 3 exons. Bases 1 to 807 code for a protein of 268 amino acids. Lineage: Eukaryota; Fungi; Ascomycota; Eurotiomycetes; Chaetothyriales; Herpotrichiellaceae. Gene Ontology annotation, cellular component: intracellular anatomical structure.
AUGUCUGCAUCCCCAGCUGCCGGAGCCCGAGCCCAUUCCGGCCCGUCGUCGGAUUUCAUUGAGAAGCAUCGGGCGCAAAACCCGUCGUCGCGCACCAUCCUCGUCACCGGCGCCACCGCCGGCAUCGGCCUAGCCGUCGCCAACCAUCUGCUCGCCUCGCCCGCCCAGCACCUGCUCAUCCUGGCGGGGCGCAAGGUCGACGUGCUGAACGAGCUGGCGGCCAACAAUCCCGACCGCGUCAUCACCCGGCCCGGGGACAUGGCUGAUUUGGAAUACGUCGAGCACGUUCUGCGCGACAUCGACUUGGUCGGACGGCUGGACGCGCUGGUUCUCAACCAUGGCACGCUGGGCGCGAGUUUGCGCAUCGUGGACACGGCGGUCGACGAGUGGGAGCGCACGUUUAGGAUCAAUGUGUCGAGUUAUGUGGCGUUGGUCCGAUCGGCUCUGCCCUUACUUCGCACCACCAAAGGUCGCAUCGUCUUCACAUCCUCGGGAGCCGCGUCGAACGCCUAUUCGUCCUGGGGCGCCUACGGCGCGUCCAAAGCGGCCAUCAACCACUUGGCCAUGACGCUGAAGAACGAAGAACCGGAUGUGAUUGCCGUCUCCGUCCGGCCGGGCGUGGUCGACACUGCAAUGCAAGUCGAUAUUCGAGAGAAAUAUCUCCAGAACAUGGACGAACAGGACCAAGCCAAAUUCAUCGGUGCCAAAAGGGACGGCAAGUUGUUGCCGCCGGAAAAGCCGGGCCAUGUCAUUGCAGAGCUGGCCGUCAGGGCUGGCAACGAACUGUCCGGCUUGUUUCUCAGGUGA